AUGAGUCAAUUAUUAUUUAUUGUAUUAUGUUUUAGUAGUAGUCUAAUGAUGAUUAUCCAAUCAAUUCCAUAUCAUAAAUCAUCAUUACCAUUUAAAAAAAUAGAUUCAUUGGAAAACUUUAAGAAAUUCUCAAUCACCAAAGAUAAUCCAAUGGAAACAAUCAUGAAAAAUAUACAACCAAUAAUGAUGAAAUGGAAUCAACAACCAGGUAAAUUUGAUCAUUUAUACAUUGUUAAAAAAUCCAUAAAUUAUGCAUUAAAUAAUUAUACUAUUAAACCAACAUUUUAUCAAUAUGUUAAAUCAUGUUGUAAUCGUGAAGUAAUGAGACCAAUGGGUGGUGGACAUAUGACUGGACCAUGUUGUAAACAAUUAAUUAAAUUUAAUCAUUUUAUUUGGUUAUCAUUUCCAUGGUUUAAAAAAACAUUAACAAAAUUAACUACUGAAUAA
Schistosoma rodhaini is the source of this 447-nucleotide messenger RNA. The record is from the annotation of a GenBank genome assembly. NCBI's taxonomy places the organism in Eukaryota, Metazoa, Platyhelminthes, Trematoda, Strigeidida, Schistosomatidae.